AUGGUCGAAAACAAGAUCCAACGUGUAGCUGUUAUAGGCGCAGGUAUUUCGGGAGUCGUCAGUGCUGCUCAUUUACUGGCAGCUGGGAAAGAAGUAACUGUCUUUGAAAGAAGUCAAGCAGCUGGGGGAGUAUGGCUCUAUGACAAGCGCGUCCCUAUCGAAGCCCAUUAUCCGUCAAUUAAGCCAUCAAAUAAUCUGCGAUAUGUCCAAGACGAACGUGAAGGAAAAGAAAGACAGGUCCUACUACACGCACCGCCCGGUCCAUGUUAUGAGAGCUUGACAAAUAAUGUGUCAACACCACUGCUACGGACAAAACUAAAUCAUUGGCCAGAGGGAACUCCAAACUAUGUUAAUCAUAGUGUGCUCAAGGAUUACAUACAAGAUACAUCUCAAAAGGCCGGUGUAGAUGAUGCGACAAUUUAUGGCGCUUUAGUCACCGAUAUCCACAAAGAAGGACAAGAAUGGCAUGUUUCUUGGAAGUUAUUGAACAAUGAACACCAGACCAACGAGUUGGUGGAGGCUACACAGUCAAAGCUCUUUGAUGCCGUUAUAAUCGCAUCAGGCCAUUAUCAUACUCCUCUAGUUCCUGAUAUCCCGGGUCUAGCUGAAGCAAAAGAAAAGUGGCCUUCAAAGAUUACACAUUCGAAGUCAUUCCGGAAUGCGGAGGGCUUUGAAGAGAAGAAUGUCCUUUUGAUCGGAGGCGGAGUCUCCUCAAUGGAUAUUGCCCGAGAGAUUAGUCCCGUCUGUCGUAUAAUUCACCAGAGUACCCGAAACGGUUCUUUCGAUAUUCCUGCUGCAGCAUUGCCGGAGAAUGCCUCAAGGAUUGGAGAGGUCGCAGAGUUCAAGAUCAAUACUUCAACAGCGGGCAAUCAUUUGCCUCUUACUGCAAUCCUGAAGUCUGGCGAGAUCAUCCACAACAUUGAUAGGAUUGUUCUUUGUACAGGAUAUCAGAUGGCCCUACCAUUCUUCCCCCAGUAUAACGACAACUCGGCUUCUGUCACCGAGGCAGAUGAUUCAGUACUUAUCACGGAUGGUACCCAGGUCCACAAUUUGCAUCAAGACAUAUUCUACAUUCCUGAUCCGACAUUGGCAUUUGUGGGGAUUCCCUUCUAUACAGCCACGUUCACUUUGUUUGAGUUCCAAGCCAUUGCUGUCGCAGAAUUCUUCUCUGGGAAUAUCAAGUUACCCUCAAAAGAUGAAUUGCGAUCGGAAUACGAGGCAAAGAUCCUCGCAAGAGGAUAUAGAAGGAGUUUCCAUUCCUUGAGGGGCGAAGAAGAGAGCUAUGUGAAAAUAUUACUUGGCUGGGUGAAUAACGACAGGAGCCAACAAGGCUUGCCUCCAAUUGAGGGGCAUACAAGUUUGUGGGUUGAAGCAAAGAAAGAGCAGAUGGAGAGACUGACUAAACUAUUUGACGGCUCAUUGAGAUUAUACAAUCCUGAGAGCAGUGCUAGAGAAAGCAGUGCUGGAGUGGUGGAAGCCACCGCUUGA
This is a messenger RNA of Penicillium malachiteum, 1488 nucleotides long. RefSeq names its product putative FAD dependent oxidoreductase. Lineage: Eukaryota; Fungi; Ascomycota; Eurotiomycetes; Eurotiales; Aspergillaceae. The coding region runs from base 1 to 1488 and encodes 495 amino acids. The record is from RefSeq and is a predicted model, not a curated record. Gene Ontology annotation, molecular function: N,N-dimethylaniline monooxygenase activity; NADP binding; flavin adenine dinucleotide binding. The transcript has 5 exons.